AUGCUACUGUCAACACUUGCUACGGGCAAUAACACUUCUGUGGGCACACAGCUUUACAGAAGCCUGCUUUUAAACUAUGAGAAAAAUGUCCGGCCUGGAUUAGACUAUAGUUACCCAACCAUGGUGAAAUGUCAAUUUAAAUUUGUAGGACUGAACAGAUUUCAAGAAAUAGACAGCAAACUUUCAAUACAGGGCGUUUUCAUAAUCGAAUGGUUUGAUGAACGUCUCAUGUGGGACCCAUAUGCAAACGGCAAUAUUUCAAGUACAUUGGUUCCUCAGGAAUUGCUAUGGAAACCAGAUAUAGCCAUAGCCAAUGCAUACUUUGGUGUUCAAUUUCUUAUUAAGGAUGGAGUCAGUAUUCGAGUAAAAUACAACGGAGCAUUGAUGUGGGUGACUGGAGACACAUUUGUAAUUUAUUGCGACGCUGACGUCACUUAUUACCCCGUGGAUUCACAAACCUGUAGUAUAAACAUGAUAACGUGGAAUUCGUAUCCCUUCGAAGUUACGUUUGACAAAGUCGGUGCAGAUACCACUUUUGAGCGUAAUUUUUCAGCUGGUAAUCCUUCAUGGGACGUCAAGGAUAUCACAAUGACUACAACAAUCAACCCAGGUAUCGCUACAACAGUGUUGUCCGUCAACAUUAAGUUAAAACGAUUACCAGAAUAUAUCGUCGUCAAUAUCAUACUCCCGGUUUGUUUUCUUUGUAUCAUCAACAUUUUCGUUUUUGUCCUUCCUGCAGAAUCUGGAGAGAGAAUAGGAUUUUCCAUAACCCUGCUUCUGUCAGUCGCAGUGUUCAUGACAAUAUUAUCAGACUCUCUUCCUCAAUCGUCAAGACCUCAAAUCGCGACUUUGUGCUACUUCCUCUUCUCACAGUUGAUGGUCAGCAUACUUAUGAUGAUCUUCACCAUUUAUGGACUUCGAUUUUACUGGAUGAUGCCUGAUAAGUCGAUUCCAGUUUAUCUGAAGCUUUUUUCUCGAAUAAUGGAUCGGGUUUGUUUAGGAAGUCAAUGCUGCAAGCUAAGCAAGCAGGUCACGUCGAUAAAACCUACAACAGAACAUAUUCCAGACUCUGGCAAGCAAGAAAGCAACUUCAGAACUGUUCCUGAACUUGAAGAAAUUCUUCCAGAACCAGAUGAGUAUCUUACGUGGCAGAAAAUAGCAAAUGAUUUCGAUAACUUCUGCAUUAUCUUCUUCAUGACUCUCAUCGUUGUAACAAAUGCUGUUUUCUGUGAGAGACUGUCAUCACAAUGA
Molecule: messenger RNA, 1251 nt
Organism: Mizuhopecten yessoensis (Yesso scallop)
Lineage: Eukaryota; Metazoa; Mollusca; Bivalvia; Pectinida; Pectinidae
Product: neuronal acetylcholine receptor subunit alpha-6-like
Exons: 1
Coding region: 1-1251 (416 amino acids)
Biological process (GO): nervous system process; chemical synaptic transmission; monoatomic ion transmembrane transport
Cellular component (GO): synapse; membrane; neuron projection
Molecular function (GO): transmembrane signaling receptor activity; neurotransmitter receptor activity; extracellular ligand-gated monoatomic ion channel activity
Source: RefSeq, a predicted model, not a curated record